CGUUACGCGUGUUUCGAUAUUUGUGUUCUGGAAUUGUGGAAUUUCGGAUGCUGGCCAAGAGAUAACGACCCGGGGCAGUGGCACUCUUGGGCGGCCUUAUCACGGGGCUGCGGGUCAGGGGUUAUCAGCGCCGCUUAUCAGCCGAGUCGCUCUCAAGCCAGCGGCGCGACGCUUGUUUUUUCCCGGCAGUUCCGAUUCGAACGCAGCCGUAUCCCCAGACAUGCAGCAGGCCCGCUCUACACUGCCCCAAAAGCUUCGGUUCUGCUUUAGUCGGGACCUGAACACCAAAGCUGGCCAGCGGGCUAACUUCGCCUCCAGAAAGCUGAGCGGAGCUUUAACUCGCGGCCCCUCCGAGAACCAGACGCCAUCGCCAUCGCCAUCGCCAUCGGCACUUCUUCCCUCGAUCAGACGAUAUUCGGACUGCAAACGGAGCACUUUCAAGGACAUGGCCGAUCAGAAGUUGCUGCAAACCCCGCUGGAGCAGGGCGAUCCCGAGCUGGCCGAGCUGAUCAAGAAGGAGAAGGAGCGCCAGCGCGAGGGCCUCGAGAUGAUCGCCAGCGAGAACUUCACCUCGGUGGCGGUGCUGGAGAGCCUGAGCUCCUGCCUGACCAACAAGUACUCCGAGGGAUAUCCCGGCAAGCGGUACUACGGCGGCAACGAGUUCAUCGACCGCGUGGAGCUGCUCGCCCAGAAGCGGGGCCGCGAGCUGUUCAACCUGGCCGAGGACAAGUGGGGCGUGAAUGUGCAGCCCUACUCCGGCUCGCCGGCCAACCUGGCCGUCUACACGGGCGUGUGCCGUCCCCACGACCGGAUCAUGGGCCUGGACCUGCCCGACGGCGGCCACCUGACCCACGGCUUCUUCACGCCCACCAAGAAGAUCUCGGCCACGUCGAUCUUCUUCGAGAGCAUGCCGUACAAGGUGAACCCGGAGACGGGCAUCAUCGACUACGACAAGCUGGCGGAGGCGGCCAAGACCUUCCGGCCGCAGAUCAUCAUUGCCGGCAUCUCGUGCUACUCCCGGCUGCUGGACUACGCCCGCUUCCGCCAGAUCUGCGAUGACGUGGGCGCCUACCUGAUGGCCGACAUGGCCCAUGUGGCGGGCAUAGUGGCCGCCGGCCUGAUUCCCUCGCCCUUCGAGUACGCCGACAUCGUGACCACCACCACGCACAAGACGCUGCGUGGUCCGCGCGCCGGCGUGAUCUUCUUCCGCAAGGGAGUGCGCAGCACCAAGGCGAACGGCGAGAAGGUGCUGUACGAUCUGGAGGAGCGCAUCAACCAGGCGGUGUUCCCCUCGCUCCAGGGUGGCCCGCACAACAAUGCCGUGGGCGGCAUAGCCACCGCCUUCAGGCAGGCCAAGACGCCCGAGUUCAAGGCCUACCAGACGCAGGUGCUCAAGAACGCCAAGGUGCUGUGCGACGGCCUCAUCGCGCGGGGCUACCAGGUGGCCACCGGCGGCACCGAUGUCCACUUGGUGCUGGUGGAUGUGCGCAAGGCGGGUCUGACGGGCGCCAAGGCCGAGUACAUCCUGGAGGAGGUGGGCAUUGCGUGCAACAAGAACACGGUGCCGGGCGACAAGUCCGCCCUGAAUCCCUCGGGCAUCCGCCUGGGCACUCCUGCGCUGACCACCCGUGGUCUGGCCGACAAGGACAUCGAGCAGGUGGUGGCCUUCAUCGAUGCGGCGCUGAAAGUGGGCGCCCAGGCGGCCAAGUCGGCCAGCAGUCCCAAGCUGGCCGACUACCACAAGGAGCUGGCCGAGAACGCGGCCAUCCAGGGCCAGGUGGCCGAGAUCCGCAAGAACGUGGCCCAGUUCAGCAGGCAGUUCCCGCUGCCCGGCCUGGAGAAGCUGUAGGCUCCGACGCUUUUUGCUCCUUUUUUUUUGCAACACCCUCGAAAACGGACACUAUCGCUUUCCACAAAACGCAGGUGGAAUUAGUAGUUAAGUCAUUAAACGCAUUUCAAUUCACAUACCAUAA
Drosophila biarmipes is the source of this 1973-nucleotide messenger RNA. It is a transcript of the gene Shmt, whose product is annotated as serine hydroxymethyltransferase. The transcript has 4 exons. Gene Ontology annotation, biological process: tetrahydrofolate interconversion; protein homotetramerization; folic acid metabolic process. Gene Ontology annotation, cellular component: cytosol; nucleus; cytoplasm. Bases 221 to 1849 code for a protein of 542 amino acids. Gene Ontology annotation, molecular function: zinc ion binding; mRNA regulatory element binding translation repressor activity; protein homodimerization activity. Lineage: Eukaryota; Metazoa; Arthropoda; Insecta; Diptera; Drosophilidae. The record is from RefSeq and is a predicted model, not a curated record.